Cyanistes caeruleus (blue tit) is the source of this 5772-nucleotide messenger RNA. The record is from RefSeq and is a predicted model, not a curated record. NCBI's taxonomy places the organism in Eukaryota, Metazoa, Chordata, Aves, Passeriformes, Paridae.
CCCCCACUCCCCCACCACCUCCCCUGCUGCACGGAGGAGACAGAGACCCAGAGGAGCUCCAGCUGGCUGGGACCUGGGGAAGGGGGGCUCCACUGCAGGGCAGGAGGGGAACAGACAGCUAGGGGAGCAACACCAUGGAGCCCACUUCUCCCCAGGGUGACGUGAAGAAGAGGCAACAGAAGGAGAAGUCCAAGAAGCCGGUACCACCAAUAGCUCCUCGUCCACCCAGGGCCCUGUUCUGCUUAACCCUGGAAAACCCUCUGCGGAAGGCGUGCAUCAGCAUCGUGGAGUGGAAACCCUUCGAGAUCAUCAUCCUCCUCACCAUCUUUGCCAACUGCGUUGCUCUGGCCAUCUACCUGCCCAUGCCCGAGGAUGACACCAACAUUGCCAACUCCAGCCUGGAGAAGAUUGAAUAUGCCUUCCUCAUCUUCUUUGCCAUCGAGGCCAUGCUCAAGAUAAUUGCCUAUGGCUUUCUGUUCCACACGGAUGCCUACCUCCGAAAUGGCUGGAAUGUGCUCGACUUUUCCAUUGUGACUCUAGGGCUCAUCACCAUGACCCUGGAGCAGGUCAAUGUGAAGCAGGGAGGGCCUUCGGGGGGAAAAGGCGGCUUUGACGUGAAGGCGCUGCGAGCGUUCCGUGUGCUGAGACCCCUGCGCCUGGUGUCCGGAGUGCCGAGCCUUCAGGUCGUCCUGAACUCCAUCAUCAAAGCCAUGGUGCCCCUGCUGCAUAUAGCCCUGCUGGUCCUCUUCAUGAUCAUCAUCUACGCCAUCGUGGGGCAGGAGCUCUUCAAGGGCAGGAUGCACAAGACCUGCUACUACCUUGGGACAGAUGUGAUUGCCACAGUGGGCUCAGAGAAGCCAGCUCCGUGCACCAGCUCCGGCCACGGGCGGCACUGCAGCAUCAACGGCACCGAGUGCCGCAGCGGCUGGCCGGGACCCAACAACGGCAUCACCCACUUCGAUAACUUCGGCUUUGCCAUGCUCACUGUCUACCAGUGCAUCACCAUGGAGGGCUGGACUGAAGUUCUCUACUGGGUAAAUGAUGCCAUGGGGAAUGAAUGGCCCUGGAUCUACUUUGUCAGCCUUAUCUUACUUGGCUCCUUCUUUGUGCUCAACCUGGUGCUGGGUGUGCUCAGUGGAGAGUUCACCAAGGAGCGCGAGAAGGCCAAGUCGCGGGGAACGUUCCAGAAGCUGCGGGAGAAGCAGCAGCUGGAGGAGGAUCUGAAGGGCUACAUGGACUGGAUCACCCAUGCAGAGGUCAUGGACAGUGAUCGGGCCAGGGGAGAAGGUAUGAUGCCAUCGGAUGAAGGAGGGUCAGAGACUGAGAGCUUGUAUGAAAUUGAGGGCAUGAACAAGUGGAUUCUCUUCUUCCGUCAGUGGAGGCGUUGGAACCGAAUGUUUCGUAGGAAGUGCAGGGAUGUGGUGAAGUCCAAGUUCUUCUACUGGCUUGUCAUCCUGAUGGUGGCACUGAACACCCUCUCCAUCGCCUCUGAGCACCACUUCCAGCCAGAAUGGCUGACACAGGUGCAAGACAAUGCCAACCGGCUGCUGCUCGCCCUCUUUGUGGCCGAGAUGCUGCUGAAGAUGUACGCGCUGGGGCUGCGCCAGUACUUCAUGUCGCUCUUCAACCGCUUCGACUGCUUCGUGGUGUGCUCAGGGAUCCUGGAGACCAUCCUGGUGGAGCUGGGCACCUUGUCCCCUCUGGGCAUCUCCGUGCUGCGCUGCAUCCGGCUCCUCCGCAUCUUCAAGAUCACCAGGUACUGGACAUCUUUGAGCAACCUGGUGGCCUCUCUGCUCAACUCAGUCCGUUCCAUUGCCUCUCUGCUCCUCCUCCUCUUCCUCUUCAUCAUAGUUUUUGCCCUGCUGGGCAUGCAGCUCUUUGGGGGCAAGUUUGAUUUCGAGGACAUGAAAGUGCGGCGCAGCACAUUUGACAACUUUCCCCAGGCCCUCAUCAGUGUCUUCCAGAUCCUGACUGGAGAGGACUGGAAUUCAAUCAUGUAUGAUGGGAUCAUGGCCUACGGGGGCCCGUCCUUUCCUGGCAUGCUGGUCUGCAUCUACUUCAUCAUCCUCUUUGUCUGUGGGAACUAUAUCCUCCUCAAUGUUUUCCUGGCCAUUGCAGUCGAUAACCUGGCUGAGGCUGAGAGCCUGACAUUAGCCCAGAAGGCCAAAGCAGAGGAGCGCAAACGGCGGAAGAUGUCCAGAGGUUACCCAGAGAAGUCUGAAGAGGAGAAGCAGAUGCUGGCAAAGAAACUGGAGCAGAAAGCAAAGGGAGAAGGGAUUCCCACAACAGCCAAGUUGAAAGUGGAUGAAUUUGAAUCCAAUGUCAAUGAGAUCAAAGACCCCUACCCUUCUGCAGACUUCCCAGGUGAUGAUGAGGAAGAUGAGCCUGAGAUCCCCCUGAGUCCUCGGCCACGUCCCCUUGCAGAGCUACAGCUGAAGGAGAAGGCUGUGCCCAUGCCUGAAGCUAGCUCGUUCUUCAUCUUCAGCCCAACCAACAAGUUUCGGGUCCUGUGCCACAGAACUGUUAAUGCCACCUGGUUCACCAACUUCAUCCUGCUCUUCAUCCUGCUCAGCAGCAUUGCCCUGGCAGCUGAGGACCCCAUCCGUGCCGAGUCCUUCCGCAACCAGGUGCCCACAGAGAUGGAGAGCGUUGAGAUUGUCCUGAAGAUGACAACCUACGGUGCUUUCCUGCACAAAGGCUCCUUCUGCAGGAACUCCUUCAAUAUCCUUGACUUACUGGUGGUGGCUGUCUCCCUCAUCUCCAUGGGAUUUGAGUCCAGUACCAUCUCUGUGGUGAAGAUCCUGCGGGUGCUGAGGGUGCUGAGGCCUCUGCGGGCCAUUAACAGGGCAAAGGGGCUGAAGCACGUGGUCCAGUGCGUGUUCGUGGCCAUCAAGACUAUUGGGAACAUCGUGGUGGUCACGACAUUGCUGCAGUUCAUGUUUGCCUGCAUUGGAGUCCAGCUCUUCAAGGGCAAGUUCUACAGGUGCACAGACCCAUCCAAGCUGACGGAGAAGGAGUGCAGGGGUCAGUUCAUCAACUAUGUGGACGCAGACCCCACGCAGAUUGAGGUCCAGGAGCGUGUCUGGCUGCACAGCGACUUCCACUUCAACAACGUCUUCUCAGCCAUGAUGUCGCUCUUCACUGUCUCCACCUUCGAGGGCUGGCCAGAGCUGCUGUACAUGGCCAUUGACACCAAUGCUGAGGAUGCAGGCCCUAUCUACAACUACCGGGUGGAGAUUGCAAUGUUCUUCAUCAUCUACAUCAUCCUCAUUGCCUUCUUCAUGAUGAACAUCUUUGUGGGCUUUGUUAUCGUCACCUUCCAGGAGCAAGGGGAGAAUGAGUACAAGAACUGUGAGCUGGACAAGAAUCAGCGCCAGUGCGUGCAGUACGCGCUGAAGGCUCGCCCGCUGCGCCGCUACAUCCCCAAGAACCCCUACCAGUACCAGAUCUGGUAUGUGGUCACCUCCUCCUACUUUGAGUACCUCAUGUUCUUCCUGAUCCUCCUCAACACCAUCUGCCUGGGCAUGCAGCAUUACAACCAGUCUGCAGAAAUGAACCACAUCUCAGACAUCCUCAACGUGGCCUUCACCAUCCUCUUCACCCUGGAAAUGGUCCUCAAGCUCAUGGCCUUUAAAGCCAAGGGCUACUUUGGAGACCCCUGGAAUGUCUUUGACUUCCUGAUAGUGAUUGGCAGCAUCAUCGAUGUCAUCCUCAGUGAGAUUGAUGUAAGUGUCCGGGGGCCUGGGCUCGGAGCUGUCCCCACCCAAGGCUGCCCUGGGGCCAGGCAGGAGUGCUGGGAUGGUGUCCAGCUCUGCAGGGGGAUGGCUCUGCCAUACGUGGCCCUGCUGAUUGUGAUGCUCUUCUUCAUCUAUGCUGUGAUUGGGAUGCAGAUGUUUGGGAAGAUCGCCAUGGUGGAUGGGACCCAGAUCAACCGAAACAACAACUUCCAGACCUUUCCACAGGCUGUGCUGCUGCUCUUCAGGUGUGCCACCGGUGAAGCCUGGCAGGAGAUCCUGCUGGACUGCAGCUACGGCCGGCGCUGUGACCCUGAGUCCGACUAUGCCGAGGGCGAGGAGUACACCUGUGGCACCGGCUUCGCCUACUUCUAUUUCAUCAGCUUCUACAUGCUCUGUGCCUUCCUGAUCAUUAACCUCUUUGUGGCCGUCAUCAUGGACAACUUUGACUACCUGACACGGGACUGGUCCAUCCUCGGACCCCAUCACCUGGAUGAGUUCAAGCGGAUCUGGGCCGAGUACGACCCCGAGGCCAAGGGGAGAAUCAAGCACUUGGAUGUGGUGACUCUGCUGAGGCGUAUCAACCCUCCCCUGGGCUUUGGGAAGUUCUGCCCACACCGUGUAGCCUGUAAGCGCCUGGUGUGCAUGAACAUGCCCCUGAACAGCGACGGCACCGUCACCUUCAACGCCACCCUCUUUGCUCUGGUGAGGACAGCGCUCAAGAUCAAGACAGAAGGUAAUUUUGAACAGGCCAAUGAGGAGCUCAGAGCUAUUAUCAAAAAAAUCUGGAAGAGAACGAGUAUGAAGCUUUUGGACCAGGUCAUCCCACCUAUUGGAGAUGAUGAGGUGACAGUGGGUAAAUUCUAUGCUACUUUCCUGAUCCAAGAACAUUUCAGGAAGUUCAUGAAGCGCCAGGAGGAAUAUUACGGGUACCGGCCCAAGAAAAACCCUGUGGAGAUCCAGGCUGGGCUGAGGAGCAUUGAAGAGGAAGCUGCCCCUGAAAUCCACCGGGCCAUUUCUGGGGACUUGACUGCAGAGGAGGAGCUGGAAAGAGCCAUGGUGGAGGCUGCCCUGGAGGAAGGGAUAUACAGGAGAACAGGUGGCUUGUUUGGCCAGGUGGACAGCUUCAUGGAGCCCAGCAGCCCUCUGCAGCCCCAGGUGGCCAGCCAGAGGCCCCUGCAGUUCACUGAGGUGGGCAGUGAGGACCUCGACUCUCCCGUGUUCCUUGAUGACUUCCCCCAGGAAGGCAACACCAACAUCAACAAUGCCAAUAGCAGCUGCUGGCUGGAGGGGGUGCAGUAUGAGGAUGAGGUGCUCAGGAAGACGGUACCAGCAGCACGCAGGCGCCCAGCACGGGAGCACAACCGCCCCAUACCCAUGGAGAGGCUGAGCAGGAGGCGAGGGGCCACUUCUGGAGGUCCCUCAGCACCAGGGCCACUCCUCCCCCAGCAGCUGCCCACAGAGGAUGGCACUGUGACAGCAACAGCAUCCAGCUCAGGGUUCCAGCUGAGAGAAACUGGUGAGCCAGGAACAUCCUCCACACCAGCCAUCACCUUCCUCAUUCAGGAGGCUCUGAUCUCCGGAGGCCUCAGGGCUCUGGCCCAUGACUCGUCAUUUGUAGCAGUGACCAGGGACGAGAUGGCAGCCAGCAGCCAGCUGGAGAUGGAUGAAGUGGAGAAAGCAGCCGUGGAGCUGUUAAAAGGAAGAGAAACACUGCAGGGCACAAGAACCAGCUCUGCCCCAUUGGACACCUCAGCUAUGCCACCAGGCAGAUCCCCAGGGCUCGGUGCAGCUCCCUCCCAAAAGACCAUCACUGCCACUCGCCUGUGAGCUGCCCACUGCAGCAGCUCAGGGUCCUGGCACAGGGGGUGCUGGAGCAGAGCCACACUGCUCCUGCCUGUGGUCCUGAGGUACUCUGGCCAGCUGUGGUACUGCUUUUGGGUCUCUGGGAUGCUGGUGCAGAACAGGACAAUGCUGUUCCAGCAGGGUGUUGCAGGAAUUGGACAGGUGAUUAAAGUGUUCCUGCUGUGUGACUCUG